UUGUGGAUCUUGGAUGUUUCAUCCUGGAUAGUGGCUCUCACACUCACCAGUCCACGGCCGCCUUCCUUACGGCUAGCGUACAGUCUCAGGGUGUUGGAUUUAGUAUGCUGCAAUGUGCCAACAACGGCAGUGAAGAAGAAGAGUGCUAGCAAGUAAACAUGGAUGUAAGCAAUGCAGGAUUUAAAAUACGUAAAACAUUUGUUAGACCUCGAGGAUAUACACAUGUCUCAUGUCACAUGUGUUUUGGGGGAGCAGUUUGAGGUGAGCCCGGUCACUCCCCUGCUGAGCCAGGCAGUGGUGCGUGGGGACAGACGAACCUUCUCUGUCUACGAUCUGACCCAACAAAUCACCUUUGGCCCUGUCCGCUCCCUUAACCUGCUGAUCCGCUGGAAAUCCAGUGAGGGUGACAUGCUGCGUCCUCUGCUCCAUGCUGAGCGUUAUGUGGCUGGUUACGGGCUGCAGACAGGAGAGAUUCACACGCUGAUGUACAACUACCACCCCUAUCUUCGUCUAUACAUCCACACCCUCGCUGUCACCAGCAAGGGAAAGGACAACAAGCCCAGUUUCUUCCUCUGCCAGCCUUCUAAGGACCGUGUGAGGCCCCACCUGCUGGAGAUGCUGGUCCAGCUUCCCCCCAACUCCGUCACCGAGGUCACAGUGCAGUUUGAGAGGGCUCUGCUCAAGUGGACUGAAUACACCCCUGAUCCCAACCACGGAUUCUAUGUUGUGUCUUCAGUAAUCAGCUCUUUUGUACCAAGCAUUGUCGCCAUGGAUACAAACAGCACUCCCACAGAACGCCCACUUUUCAGCAGCUUUUUUCCCUGUAAAGAGGAGUCCAGCUACUUUGUGCGCGUCUAUACGGAGCCUCUGCUGGUCAACCUGCCAACUCCAGACUUCAGCAUGCCUUAUAAUGUCAUCUGCCUGACCUGCACUGUUGUGGCCAUGGGCUACGGCUCCCUCUACAACCUACUGAGUUUCCAGAUUGAAGAGCCCAGCCCGGGAUUGGCCAAGCGGAUAGCCAACAUCAUCCGCAAAAUGAGGGGCGUGCAGCCACUCUGAGGCUGGACACAAAUGCCAACUGGCUCUACUUUUAGAAAGAAGGUUUUCCUUGAACUGAUUCAAGCAUUGGUAUGAAUGUUUUUAAAACAGUCAACUUGAAGGUUUUGUUUUCAAAUGGAAGAAGACAAAUAAUUUUUUUGAGCCAGUCAGGAUAAUUUCCUGCUGGCUAAAGAAAAGGAAAUGUAAACAAUUUGUCCACUUGGAUGGAAAUUAUGAGUUUUGUUGUUGUUUAACAAGUAGAAGGAACCAAAGCUGUGUAGUAUGCUGCAGUGGUAACUGCAUCGUGUUUUGUUUUCGGUUGUUUUGGGGUUGUUUUUUUGUUUUUUUGUGUGGAUGUUUUAAGUAGUAACUCCACUACAUCAUAGUAUAGCCACAGUGUCUCUGAAGCAUUUUAUUACUGUCAGGAAACAGUGGUAAAAAAAUGUUUUUACAAAUAUGAGACUGGUGGCCUUACACAGCAUUAUAAAGCAUCCGAGCUCAGAUAGAAAAAGGACGAUAACCGUUGCGCGUUCCUGACCUGUUCAUUGCUAUCUCCCUGCUAGAAAAGAUAAAAUAUAAUGACCUUUAAGUCAGAGUUAGUCUGUCAAAAUGUCACAUUUCCUCAAACCUCAGUUAGGAUAUCAAAUAACUCUAAAGUACUGAGUUUCCCAUGUCCAACCAUAAAUUAACACGGCAUCAGAGUGUAACUAUGGAACAUAGUUCCAUAAGUAUAUCCUCUUUAUUUAAUAGUUCCAUUUGUACUGUCUCACAUGUUUUGUAAUAGUUUUAAUAUAUGAAAAAAAGAACAAAUGCUCACAAAAAUACUGAAAAGUUACCAAAACCAUAAUUUUGAAAUUGGCAGGUUUGUAGGUUGGACAUAAGCAUGAGCAAUAACAUUACUUGUCUGGAACUGGAAUUACUUGUUCUGCAACAAAGGAACAGCCCUCUUACCAAACAUAUAUUUUGCACUCGUUGGUUGUUUGAUGCAUGCUCGAAUGUUAAAUGUGAUUGUCUGCACGUCUCUUCAUAAUUUAUUGCCUUUAGUAUGUCUGGUUGUUAACUCAUUCUCUCAUCAGUUCAGUGCAGUUUCAAUGUGUCUAUAGCGACUAGAAUUAUGGAAAUGACCUUACCCUAUCAUGAAAUACUACCAUACAUUUGUUUUAUAAACUUUUACCAAGAACAACAGUAUCCUCUGCUAGGCUUGUCUGCCUAGAAGCCCAUUCUGUUUCACUUACUGUGAAAAAGUGCGCAGAAUGUGACUUUUUGAAGCAGUACUGUGUGUGUGAAAACCUUUUUGCUUUUUCAAUAAAAUAACAAAUAUA
Molecule: messenger RNA, 2360 nt
Organism: Siniperca chuatsi (mandarin fish)
Lineage: Eukaryota; Metazoa; Chordata; Actinopteri; Centrarchiformes; Sinipercidae
Product: GPI transamidase component PIG-T-like
Exons: 6
Coding region: 172-1059 (295 amino acids)
Biological process (GO): attachment of GPI anchor to protein
Cellular component (GO): GPI-anchor transamidase complex
Source: RefSeq, a predicted model, not a curated record